Messenger RNA from Trichophyton benhamiae CBS 112371, 975 nucleotides. RefSeq lists its product as uncharacterized. Gene Ontology annotation, biological process: protein arginylation. The transcript is spliced from 5 exons. The record is from RefSeq and is a predicted model, not a curated record. Lineage: Eukaryota; Fungi; Ascomycota; Eurotiomycetes; Onygenales; Arthrodermataceae. Gene Ontology annotation, molecular function: arginyl-tRNA--protein transferase activity. The coding region runs from base 1 to 975 and encodes 324 amino acids. Gene Ontology annotation, cellular component: cytoplasm.
AUGGAGUACCCUUCCCUGCCCAGGCCUGUCAACCCGCUUACCAAGAGGACCAUCGAGCCAGCGCACAAGUUCGAAAUCAACCUUGAAUCAGACUCAUUUUCAGUAGCCAAGUUCGAGCUGUUCCUGAGGUAUCAGACUACCAUACAUAAAGAGCAUGAGUCUCGCUGGAAACACUCGGAUUUCAAGCGUUUCUUGUGCUCCGGCAUCAAACAGAAGACAGUCAAACAUACCAUCACCCAGGAAGACGGAAGUACCACUACAGUUGAGCGAAAACUAGGAUCGUACCAUCAGUGCUACCGUAUUGAUGGGAAACUGGUUGCCGUGGCGGUACUGGACUUGCUCCCUCACUCCGUCAGUUCGGUGUAUAUCUUCUAUGACCCCGAGUACGAAAAGUUCGAGCUGGGCAAGAUAAGUGCCAUGAGAGAGAUUGCCUUGACGCAAGAGAUGCAUUUCCAGCAUUACUACAUGGGUAUUUCAUCACCCCCUUUUUCUUUCAACUUGAAUCUCGAUGAUUUAUAUUAUAUGCUAAGAGAAUCAGGGUAUUAUAUCCAUUCGUGUCCUAAGAUGCGGUACAAAGGCACUUUCAGACCACAGUACAUACAGGACCCAGAGACGUUCGAAUGGCACUCUCUGGAUGAAGUGUUUGCCCCAAAACUAGACAACCAACGCUACUUCUCAAUUGCAGGCCAACAAGUACCUGAUGUCUACGAGGACAUACCGGAUGAAGAUGCCAUGUCGUUAUUUGAUCUGCACAUGCCGGGCGUCUUGACAGUGCAGCAGCUAAAGUCUACCGUCGACCUUGACCAUUGGCAUCUACUCAUUCGUGGCAUGCUUGUCGAGAUGAUAGACCUCGUGGGGUGGGAAACGUCGAGCGUCAAGAACCCACAGGCCAUCAAGGGCAUCGUGGCCGAACUUGCUGCUACAUUGGGCCCAGAGGUAGUCAAGAACUCAGCUGUCGUCAUGUUCCAGAGCUAA